AGUCAGUCUUGUUUCACUGAACUAAAUGAUUCCCACAAUGCUCGGAGACGGAAGGAGGGCUCAUCCAGAGGAGGUUGGGAUUUCUUUUUAAACACCUCCCUCCUUCCUCUCAGCUCCUCUUUUUUUCCACCUCAUUUUUACACUUGCUCUUCCUGAAGCUGCAGGUGUCACCACUGGGUCUGCUUUUACUGGGAGUUGUUGACAAGACAUAACUUACCUCCUCUUUCCUUUUCCUGGGAAUAAACAAAGUCACCUCUGGCUUUCGGUUUGCUGUGCUGCUGCUUUACUUCAACACCGGGUGUCUGUCGGUUUGAGGGCUUGUGAUUCAGCAAAGUGGAGCAAAGGACUUUCAGUAACAAUAUAAAGCUCUGGGGAUGGUGUCUCUCCCCCCGCCGUCCCCCAUGGCGUCCCCGGCUGCUUCCCUAGUCCAGGCAUGACUGUCGCCCCCAACAAACACAGCGCUCAGCCUGGUUCGUCCUCUUCCAACGACACAAGUCCCAGAUCCGUUCCGGCGCAGAUGGAUGAGAUCGAAGGCCUGCGGUUGAAGCUCUCUGCUGAGGACUCUGUGUCGCUGGCCUCCUCCGUGCCUGAGCCCGUCAACCUAGAAGAUGCCCAUUAUACUCAGCUGCGAGAUGAGCUGGUGCUCGACGCACAGAACCUGGAGGCGGAGUCAUGGAGCGUCGCCGUGGACCAGAACUACUUGAAGACUCUGCACAAAGAGGCUGUUAAAAGACAGGAUGUCAUCUACGAGUUGAUCCAGACGGAGAUGAACCAUGUACGCACCUUAAAAAUCCUUCUCUAUGUCUACAUGCACGAGCUGAGGCAGUCUCUGCUGAUAGAGGAAGCCAAACUGGAGCGGCUCUUCCCCGGAGUGGAUGCCCUGCUCACCCUCCACCAGCACUUCCUCAACUGCCUCAAAAUUCGGCAAAACCAAAGUCAGGAGGAAGGAAGCCCAAACAGCUACCAGAUCUCACAGCUGGGGGAUGUUCUCAUCUCUCAGUUUUCAGGUGUGCUGGGAGAGAGAAUGAAGGAAUGGUACGGUGUUUUCUGCAGCCAUCACAAUGACGCCAUCAGCUUCUACAAAGAGCAGCUGCAGAGCAAUAAGAAGCUGCAGAGCCUCAUUAGGAAAAUAGGUCAGCUGCCCCUUGUGAGACGGUUGGGAAUCCCCGAGUGUUUUCUGUUGGUGACACAACGCAUCACAAAAUAUCCCGUGAUGGUGGAACGAAUCAUUCAGAACACUGAAGCCGACACAGACGAGUACCAGUCUCUGGUGCGGGGUUUAGCGCUGAUCAAAGACACCAUCUCCCAGGUGAACGAUCAGGUCUGUGAAUACGAGAAAGCUACUCGUCUGAGAGACAUCUGCCUGCGUCUGGAGCCGAGAUCUCAGGGCCGGCUGAAGGACGGCCGGCCGUUCCGCAGGGAGGAUCUCGUUCAGCGCAACAGGAUGCUGCUGCGUGAAGGCACCGUCACCUGGAAGUCUUCUGGUAGACAGAAAGACAUCCACGCUGUGCUGCUGUCAGACGUGCUCCUCCUGCUACAAGAGAAAGACCAGAAGCUCGUGUUUGCUGCUGUGGAUAACAAACCAUCGGUGAUCUCCCUUCAAAGGCUGAUAGUUAGGGAAGUGGCUCAUGAGGACAAAGCGAUGUUCCUCAUCUGUGCGUGCACCACCACCAUGCCGGAGAUGUACGAGAUCCACACGGGCUCCAGAGAGGAAUGUAUCUCCUGGAUGCACCAGAUACGGGAAGCUGUGAACUGCUAUCCAGAAGAAGAGGACAGCGAAGAGACUGCUAGACUGCAAGAGUAUCAAGAUAUUCUAAAGGAGAAGGAUGACCAGAUAAUGCAAAGCCUCACGGAGAAGCUGCAGAUCUUUGCUGCACUUUACGAGACAGAGAUGGGGCAGGAAACCCCCCACAGAGGGCUGCUGCUCCGAGGAGACGCCACUGACCCCCAGCAGGGGGCGACACUGCUCCAAGGAGCCAUCGACGAGGUGGAAAACCUGCAAAACCUGCUGCUGUUAAGAAUAAGAGCAGCAUAUGACGGGGAGAUGCUCCGGAGAGCAGAGACCUUUGGGGUCGCUGACAGUAACCUCACAGCAACCGCCAUGAAAGAUGAAGAUGCAGAUGAGAGGCCCGGCGGCAGCGACGGCAGUCCAGUGUAUGGCGGUCACACCAGUAGUGAUGCUCAGCUCCAGGAAAUGUACUACUCUGAGAGCCGGGAACAGUCUGCUGAUGACGACAUACAGAUGCCAAACUGCAAUCCAACAUCCGGAUAUGUCCCUGAAGCAGAGGUGUGUGACAGGGUGAUACUGCUCGCACAGCGGCUGUACAGCUUACAAGCCAUCAUCGCCCAGCAGGACAGCCAGAUCGAGCUGCAGCGCACUUUCCAGGCAAAGAGCAAGCCCGCCCGUCCGCACAGCAACGUGCUGCUCGAGCAGGAGAAGCAGCGCAACCUGGAGAAGCAGAAGGAGGAACUCGCCAACUUGCACAAGCUGCAGGCCCAGCAUCGUGAAGAGCAGCAGCGCUGGGGGAAGGAGAAGGAACGGCAGAGCAUCCAGAUCGAGCGCCAGGAGGCUCAGCUGAAAGAGAAGGAAGAGGAAUGCAGGAAGUGGGAGGAGAAGCUCAACGAGGAGAAAGCAGAGCUGGAGAGGCAGAAGGAAAACUACCAGCAGGACCUGGAGCGGCUGAGGGUGGCCACAAAGUCGGUGGAGAAGGACAAGGAGCGUCUGACUCAGGAGAAGGAGAAGAUAACCAAGCACCUGAGCCUCGUUAACCAGGCGUACUCCAACUAUGAUGAUCCCACACAUUGCUCAAGUCUCUCCAGCUACCAGUCGUUCAGGGGAAGCAUCGUGAACGGAGGAAGGGCUCUAACUCCAAAGACCCAGGUCUUGCCCAGCAUGGGCUCUAAUCCUGAGGAAACUCCUCCAAAGGUUCCACCGCGCAAGGAGAGUAUCAGCCCUCAGCCGGCUAAACCCGAGCUGCCCGUCCACCUCGUCAGCGCCACCAACCAGGACUACAAACCUGCUCCCGUGCAGCAGCAGAUCCCGACCAAGCUGGCUACUCUUCCCAAGAGCAAGGAGAAAGUCAAGAUAAAGGCAUCACACCAGAGAACACACAGUGCAGCCUCUAUAGAUGUGAGCCAGGUGCUGCCCAUCCGAGUGACCGGGAAAGAAGGAGGAAGUCUGCGAGCCAAAAGGACCGCCAGUCCUCAAAGAAUCUACCAGUCAGAUACCUUCAUCCCACCAGGAUCUGUCCACAGUAUGAAAACGUCUCAGUCCUUCAGCACACACAAGAGGAGCAACAGCGAGGCUCCGCCGCCUCCACCGCCUCCUUUUCCCAAAGAAGUUCUCAAAACAAGACAACGAAAAGAGAAGGUAAUAUUUCUUUAACGUCAAACUACAGACGGGCCUCGUCCAGCAUAAAGACUCAGACACACGGAGAGACUGGAGGAGCUGUUAGAGGACUUUGACUUCACGACGUCUGUGUGUGUCCAGCACGAGGAGCUCGGUCGCUUUUACUGUCCUUCAUCACUGGAGAGAAACCAGCUGAAUCUGCUGAACUGAAAAAAGUGAAAGAAAUACUGAUGGACAUGUUUUAUAAAAAUAUGUACAUUUAUGAUUGAGGUCGUUUUUUUAAAAAAAGCAAAAAGCUGGACCUGUUUGCACAGUGGAGAAAAUAUUAUGUUAGAGGUCACUAAAGCUUUUUAAGAAUUGUCGCUCUUGCCAAAAAGACUUUUUUAAAUUUUUAUUUUAAAUGAAAGUAGGUUGUCUGUAACCAUUUUAGCACUCUGUCUUAACUUUGGAGCUUUCUUUCUUAUAAUUUAAUGAAUGAUAAACAGUUUUAGGAAGCCAUGUUCAGAUAUGAAAUAUAAAGCACAAUUUUUAUCUCAUAAUGCAUCAUGUAACAGUGAAAUUUGUACUGUGGACCUGCGGCUCCUCAGUACGUGUUGUAAUCAAUCAUAAGUAGCUUGAUGUGUUGACACUAGAUUUUGUUGUUGAUCUUAUUAUUUUGUUAAAUGCUUUGUAACAGAAACAACGAGCAGUUCCUGUUUUGCUCGUCACUGCUACAUGACACAGUUUUAGUUUACACUGAGACGCUGUUUGACCCGUUUAUGAGAAUACAACAUAACAGCUUGAGUGUAAAACAUCUUUAUAAGCUUCCAAACUCCAACUAAUGAGUUAUGGAAUAAAAAUAUUUUACAGCUC
Messenger RNA from Thunnus maccoyii (southern bluefin tuna), 4201 nucleotides. It is a transcript of the gene arhgef18a, whose product is annotated as rho/rac guanine nucleotide exchange factor (GEF) 18a. The record is from RefSeq and is a predicted model, not a curated record. Gene Ontology annotation, cellular component: plasma membrane. The transcript has 21 exons. Gene Ontology annotation, molecular function: guanyl-nucleotide exchange factor activity. The coding region runs from base 434 to 3385 and encodes 983 amino acids. Lineage: Eukaryota; Metazoa; Chordata; Actinopteri; Scombriformes; Scombridae. Gene Ontology annotation, biological process: regulation of Rho protein signal transduction.